AAUACGGAGGAAUAUUAUUUACGACACCGGUGUCGUACAAUAAAUAGCAUCAUUACCGCUUGAUGUUUCUUUUGAGCGAGCCGGCACUCCUCCACGUUGGAGGGGAUUGGUCGUACAAUAUGCACGGUUUAGUCGACUGUAUCUGGUGGGAGUGCGAAAAAUAUGCGAGGACGUCUACCGUACCAUGGCUGUUAUCAGCCGGGAUGACUGUAUCUUGACAACGAACCGGGCAAGUUGGAACGGGCGAGAGAGGAGGAAAUUCGAGCAAUGGGUGCUUUUGGCGCACACGAAAAAGUAAGGUGGUCGUGCUAGCUCUCUGACCUUACGCAUCUCCGAUCCUCUCGCAUCACGAACUUCACCCUCGCCUUUUACUACUGUAGGAUGAACCGUGCGGAGAGGAUUCUGCUCAUUGUUGACCCCACAUUGUGGAGUAAUAAAACAACGCAACAAACAGACAACGACAACAAUAUACAAACUAUUGUAUGCAAAGAUACAGCAGUAGACCCCAUACACAGCCCACACACAGCAGCCGACAGCCAACAGCGACCCGCCGCACACCACGACCGACGCGAACCCGCAUGGUAGAACUUGCUCCUACUCCGUCACAGCUGCUGCUGCUAACGAUCUCUUUCCUGCUGGUGCUGGUGC
Molecule: messenger RNA, 648 nt
Organism: Ectocarpus siliculosus
Lineage: Eukaryota; Phaeophyceae; Ectocarpales; Ectocarpaceae
Source: the annotation of a GenBank genome assembly